AUGGCAUACCCUAGAGACGAGCGAUACGGGUACGGCGACCCAUACGCCGGCCCAAGCAACUACAUGUCGCACCCCCUUGACGAUCAGGCAUUGCCGUCGAGUAGCACAGCUGUCCUCAACCCUCAACAGCAGCGGUACUACGACGCAUUCAAUGCCGACGAGUAUGACCCGAACGCGAUAGAUCCCGCACUACGGCUGCGCACAACGCGUACCGCCCACAGCGUGAUUGCGGAGAGUAUCCGGUCCGAGGACGCGAGGAUGCACCGCAAGCGCUCGCGGCUGUUGCGGCAUCUCACGCGCAAGCGUAUACGUCGCCGUCGUGAGGAGCAGGAGGACAAGCCGGAGAUGGCGGGCAAGGAGGAGCUCAGGCCACCGACGAUUGCGGGCAGCGAGGCAGGAGGGUCACAAGCCGACACGUCCGUUGCUGGUGACGAGCCAGAACCGUCACGCCCACACGAUGUGCCCAAGGACAAGACCAAGGUCAAGAAGGGCAAGAAGCAGCUUCCACGCCGCGAGGUGUACGUCAACAUGCCACUACCGCCAAAUGCGGUCGACAAGGCUGGCGAGCCUUUGGUGCGGUACGCGCGCAACAAGGUCCGCACUUCCAAAUACACGCUCCUCACGUUCCUUCCGCGCAACCUGUUCGAGCAGUUCCACCGUGUCGCCAACAUGUACUUUCUGGGCCUCGUCAUCUUACAGCUAUUCCCGAUCUUUGGCGCGACCACGCCAGAGAUUGCCAUGCUGCCGCUUGUCGCCAUCUUGGGUAUGACAGCGAUCAAGGAUGGCGUAGAGGACUGGCGCCGCGCGAGUCUCGAUGAGCAGGUCAACACGAGUGCGGCUACCAAGCUCGGCAACUGGAGGAACGAGAACCAGCCCACUGACCCGCGCAACUGGUUUGAGCGGCUAUUCCACAUUGGGCAAAACCCUCAAAAGCCGUCCAAGGGAGUGCGCAAGCUGCGCGAGGCCGAGGCGCGCGCCGGCAAGCAGAUUGUCAUGGAGCGGGUGUCGAAGGAGCACGACACCGAGGAGAUCCAGCUCGACGACACGCCCCGGGGAACGCUGCAGCUGCCAGCGUCGCAGCAGUACCCUUCGUCCGACUCCAUUCCCGGUAUGCGCUUACCUUAUCGGCCACGCGCAAUCUCGGUAUCGUCAUCUACGCCCAGUGCAACGUCAGGGCGCAGCGCAGGCGCAGUCGAUUAUUCAAUGCAGACCGCGGGGACGGCGCAGUGGGAGCGCACGCUGUGGAAGAAGCUCGAAGUCGGUGAUCUCGUCCUCCUGCGCGACAACGAGCAGAUUCCCGCCGAUGUCAUCGUCCUUGCGACAUCGGACGCGGACGGAUUGUGUUUCGUCGAGACCAAGAACCUCGACGGCGAGACCAACCUCAAGCCUCGCAAGGCCGUCAAGGCGACCUCGCAUGCCCGCAGCGAGGAGGAUCUCGAGCACUCGAGAUUUAUGCUCGAUUCGGAACCACCACACGCCAACCUCUACUCGUACAACGGCCUGAUGCGCUACCGCUCGACCAGCCACGGCCGACUAAGCGCGGGCGAGGAGAAGGUUGAGCCAGUCACGAUUAACGAGAUGCUGCUGCGCGGCUGCACGAUCCGCAACACGAAGUGGGUCAUUGGCCUCGUCGUAUUCACCGGCGCCGACACCAAGAUUAUGCUCAACGGCGGUGACACACCGUCGAAGCGCAGCAAGAUCGAGCGCGAGACAAACUUCAACGUCAUUAUGAACUUCAUCAUCCUAAUGGUACUCUGUUUGCUCACAGCCCUUCUGCACGGCGUGUACAGGUACAAGGACGACACGAGUGCCAAGUACUACGAGAUUGGGGCCGCCGUCUCGGAGAACGUCGUGAUCGACUCGGUCGUCAUCUUCGUCUCGUCCCUCGUCGUCUUCCAGAACAUUGUGCCGAUUUCGCUGUACAUCACCAUCGAAAUCGUCAAAACGAUCCAGGCGUUCUUCAUCUUCCAGGACAUCGAGAUGUACUACGCACCAUACGACACGCCAUGCGUGCCCAAGAGGUGGAACAUCUCAGAUGACCUCGGUCAGAUCGAGUAUGUGUUCUCAGACAAGACUGGCACUCUCACGCAAAACGUCAUGGAAUUCAAGAAGUGCUCGAUCCAGGGCGUCUCGUUCGGCGAGGGCUUUACUGAGGCCAUGCUCGGCGCAGCCAAGCGCGAGGGCAAGGACCUCGGCAUGACGAUGGAGGACCAGGCCGAGGAGCUCGAGGAGUACAAGGAGACAAUGAUUAACACGAUGAAGAGGGCCUACAAGAACCGUUACCUGCGCGAGGACCAGCUCACCCUCGUCGCUCCGAACCUCGCCCAGCGCCUCGCCGACAAGCAGGACCCUCUCCGGCCCGAUAUCAUCGCGUUCUUCCGCGCACUCGCCCUGUGUCACACUGUCCUGUCCGACAAGGCUGAACCCGAGGACAAGCCGUUUUGCCUUGAUUACAAGGCGGAGAGUCCAGACGAGGCCGCUCUCGUCAGCGCGGCACGCGACGCCGGCUUCCCGUUCGUCACCCGUAAUACGCAGAAGAUCGACAUCGAGGUACUCGGUAUCCCCGAGCGCUGGACACCUCUACGUGUGCUCGAGUUCAACUCGACGCGCAAGCGUAUGAGCGUGAUCGUCCGCAGUCCCGAGGGACAGAUUGUACUCUACUGCAAAGGUGCCGACACUGUCAUCUACGAGCGGCUCGUCAAGAACCACAACGAGCAGCUUAAGCAGACGACGCUCAAGGACCUGGAGACGUUCGCUAACGCGGGUCUUCGCACACUGUGCAUCGCUUACCGCUACAUGGGCGAGCAGGAGUUUGACCAGUGGUCGAAGCAGUACGACGAGGCGUGCGCGGCUGUUAAUGACCGCGAGGACAAGAUCGACAAGGCGUGCGAGGUCAUCGAACACAGCCUCACGAUCCUGGGUGCUACCGCCCUCGAGGACAAGCUGCAAGAGGGUGUGCCUGACGCCAUUGCGAUGUUGCACAAGGCUGGCAUCAAGCUGUGGAUCCUGACUGGCGAUAAGCUGCAGACAGCCAUCGAAAUCGGCUACUCGUGCAACCUGCUCACCAACGACAUGGAAGUCAUGAUCAUCUCGGCGGACUCGCCGGAAGGAGCACGAGCACAGAUUGAAAGCGGCCUGAACAAGAUCGCAUCGACCCUCGGGCCACCUCCUACCAGGGGUGGCGGCAAGAUCUACACCGCUGGCAUGAACCCCUCGGCCGAGUUUGCUGUGGUCAUCGAUGGCGAAAGCUUGCGAUACGCUCUGGACCCUUCGCUCAAGACGCUCUUCCUCUCGCUGGGAACGCAGUGUGCCGCCGUCAUCUGCUGCCGCGUCUCGCCAGCGCAGAAGGCACAGACGGUCAAGCUUGUUAAGGACGGCUGCAACGCGAUGACGCUCAGCAUUGGCGACGGUGCCAACGACGUAGCCAUGAUCCAAGAGGCCAACAUUGGCGUUGGGCUGUUCGGCCUCGAGGGUUCGCAGGCGGCCAUGUCGGCUGACUAUGCUUUCGGACAGUUCCGCUUUCUAACGCGCUUACUGCUCGUCCACGGGCGUUGGUCGUACGUGCGCGUCGCCGACAUGCACGCCAACUUCUUCUACAAGAACGUCAUCUGGACACUCGCCAUGUUCUGGUUUCUCAUCUUCUGCAGCUUCGACGCGACGUACCUGUUCGAGUACACGUUUGUGCUACUCUACAACCUCAUCUUCACGUCGUUACCCGUCGGUAUCCUCGGUGCGUUCGAUCAGGACACGAACGCCGUGUGCUCGAUGGCCUACCCGCAGCUAUACACGCGUGGCAUCAUGGGCCUGGACUACACCAGAGUCCGUUUCUGGCUGUACAUGCUCGACGGCCUGUACCAGUCUGCGAUCAUCUUCUUCAUCCCCUACUUCAUCUACGGGGAUGGUACGACGUGGUCGUCGAGUGCGCGCGACACGAACAACCUUUAUGACCUGUCGUCGGCCAUUGCGGCUGCGGGCAUCUUCGCAGCCAACCUCUACGUCGGCAUCAACACGCGCUACUGGACGUUCAUCCCGUGGAUCAUCAUCCCGCUCUCGACUCUGGCCGUGUUCAUCUGGAUCGCCGUGUACUCGUACAUGUCCAACCUAGCGUACUAUGGCGUCGUGUCAAUCAUCUUCCCGACCUUCACCUUCUGGGCGACCGUUGUCUUCACCGUCAUGCUCGCGGUGGGACCGCACUGGCUCCUCCGUGCGUUCAAGCAGUCCUACUUCCCCAUCGACAAGGACAUUAUCCGCGAGGCCUGGGUCGGCGGCGAUCUGAAGGACCAGCUUGGAGUCCCGCACCGCAAGCGUCGCCGCCGCCUACACCCAGACAUCGAGGGGGCGAGCUACGCAUACAAACCCCGCCCAGCCCCAGUGGAGACGCGCUUCGAAAGCCCCAUCCGCCCCUCCGAUCCAUUACUACACCAACACGCGCCCAACUCGGACUCGGUCGGCCCCUCAACCCCAACAAGCCCAUCACCUCACCCCGACCCAGCGUGGCCAGCGCAGGCAUGGCCACAACCCAAACCAGACCAACCAUAUACCCAGUCCUGGAAUACCGAAGCCUGGCGUGAUACCCCGGGAUCGUCUGGACCGUCACCGGACCGCCACCCCCCCGCUGAGCACUCGCUGGUCGAGAACCUCGCCCCAUUGUCUUCCCAACGCCGCCAGCCGCCAUCAGCGUGGGCCAACCCCGAUUUUACGGAGGGCACGGAGUGGCAGAAUCGCCCGCCAUCCGAGUUUGACGAAAACUACGCUGGGCGCGCCGUGUAA
Messenger RNA from Cutaneotrichosporon cavernicola, 4770 nucleotides. RefSeq lists its product as uncharacterized. Gene Ontology annotation, molecular function: ATP hydrolysis activity; magnesium ion binding; ATPase-coupled intramembrane lipid carrier activity. The record is from RefSeq and is a predicted model, not a curated record. Gene Ontology annotation, cellular component: trans-Golgi network; plasma membrane. Lineage: Eukaryota; Fungi; Basidiomycota; Tremellomycetes; Trichosporonales; Trichosporonaceae. The transcript is spliced from 3 exons. Gene Ontology annotation, biological process: phospholipid translocation. The coding region runs from base 1 to 4770 and encodes 1589 amino acids.